AUGGAAGAUGAGCUACUCAGAAUCAAACAGCUUGAUUUGAUACGGCUGAAGAUGCAGACUGUGAAAGACCAGCUGCUGAGACGAGAUAAAAUGAACGAGUAUUUAGAGAGCAGCCAUUUCAGAUUCCAACAAGAGAAACAGAGUAUUCUGUUGAAUAAAUUAAAAGAAGCCAUGCAGCUUGUUUAUCCUCAAGAGCAUCCAUUAGUGUCAAUAGACGUAGAAGCAUACGAGAGAAGUUUGGGUAAAGUAACAGAAAUAGGAGUAGUCAUCUACGAUCCGCAGGUUCUGCCAGGGUCUGCGGUGCCACUACUAAAGCCUUACCAUAUCAUUAUUCAGGAGAAUCUCAAAUUGGUCAAUGGCCGCUAUGUUCCAGACAAGAAGGACCGGUUCAUGGGCGGCACUUCUCAUGUUCUUCGCAAGAAAGAUGCAGAGAUGUUUGUGCUGGCCGUCAUAGAAAAGUAUAUAAACGGUAGAAAUGGAGUAUUGGUAGGGCACCACAUUGAAGGAGAUGUCAAAUGGCUCCGAAGCAUAGGAGUUAACAUUAAGAAUGACACUGCUGUAGUUGACACGUUCAGGCUCUUUGCGAUAUCGAGAUCAAGUGGCGGAACACUUCGUGGAGUGUUACGAGAGAUCAAUGUACCGCAUGGAAAUCUCCAUAAUGCUGCGAACGAUGCCUACUAUACGUUAAUCGCAGCCAUGACGUACUGUGACCCACAUCAUCGACUUGAAAAGAACUUGGACCAAUUUGUCCACAUGGAGAAGAAGCUGGCUGUGGAUAAGAAGAUGGACUUGUUUUCAGACAGAGCGACGUUCAGAAAGACGACUGCAGAAGAAUUGAUCCAGCUGCUUUGA
Molecule: messenger RNA, 852 nt
Organism: Scheffersomyces stipitis CBS 6054
Lineage: Eukaryota; Fungi; Ascomycota; Pichiomycetes; Serinales; Debaryomycetaceae
Exons: 1
Coding region: 1-852 (283 amino acids)
Cellular component (GO): nucleus
Molecular function (GO): nucleic acid binding
Source: RefSeq, a predicted model, not a curated record